UUGAGUCUAAUUUUGUUUCAAAGUAGUGAAGAACCGUAUUUGCUAUCUAGUAUCAGUAUUACACAGACACGUUACACGAGACAUACCAUUAUAAUUACCAUCUAAACAACAAAAGCAGAGGCAUUAUUCAUUUGCCAUUUCUACCAAGCUGUAUCUCUAUUUACCAAUUAUUACUUUAUAUUACGAUGGGAACCGCGGCUCAAGAAGUAGUUCGGGAAGUUGGUGUGAGUCACUGCAACAACAUCAAGUCCUUGACAGAACAUGCACACGCCUCUGACACUACACAUUAUACGGUGGACACUCUUAGGAAAGAACUUCUGUCCUUCAUGUGGGAUUUGGGAUACUACCUGACCAAGAAGGAAAGGAUGAGUGUGGUUGAAGUGUUUGAUGAUGUGCAGCAUGCUUGUGAUGACAUGCACUUCAAAGAGACUAUCAAUAAUUAUCAUAAACAUCAUUUCGAUAUCAACAGACAGACUGAAUUGAAAGGUCUCCGUAGCUGGGCUCUGGACGGAGUGGCCAUUACUCAAAUGUAUAAACAGCUGGUGAUGGAGAGCAAGAGGAAAGUCCCCUCCGAACAGACCGAAGAGUACAUCAACCAACUAGUGCACAACUUCGUCAGCGAAAUCACCCAACACGCAGAGAAAAUGCGUGCACUGUUCAUGAAGGCCAGAUGUCGCAAUGCAGGGUACAACCCCCUCUGCACUCCACUGCUGCCCAACGAGGUGGAGGACUACGAGGCCAAAAAGGGAAUUAAGGAGAGGAGGGGGGAUGCGACUUGGCUGAUGACUCACGGGGAUAGACCGCAUCACACUCUGGGAUUGCCAAAAGCAAACGAACCUCUGCCCACUGGCGAUACGAAGUCGUUCCAAGGAGGCCGAAAUUUAUACGAGCAGUGCAUAAACGAGCGCAAAACAGAUCUCUUUCAGCCAAAGUACACGUACAAAAUACAGCGACUGCAGGACGAAACCGAAGCACGCCUUCGGAAAACAGUCGAAAUGAGACAGGCUACAACUCAGCGCCGAUAAAAAAAACUGCCUCAAAAACUAAGAUUAACAUUUUGUCAGAACAAAUUCAAGUUAUUGCAGAGCUUAGCUUAAAAUUUAACAUCCAUAAAG
Messenger RNA from Symsagittifera roscoffensis, 1115 nucleotides. RefSeq lists its product as uncharacterized. The transcript is spliced from 5 exons. The record is from RefSeq and is a predicted model, not a curated record. The coding region runs from base 186 to 1025 and encodes 279 amino acids. Lineage: Eukaryota; Metazoa; Xenacoelomorpha; Acoela; Convolutidae.